This is a messenger RNA of Acinonyx jubatus (cheetah), 2574 nucleotides long. It is a transcript of the gene PABIR1, whose product is annotated as PP2A Aalpha (PPP2R1A) and B55A (PPP2R2A) interacting phosphatase regulator 1. Gene Ontology annotation, molecular function: protein serine/threonine phosphatase inhibitor activity. Gene Ontology annotation, cellular component: cytoplasm; nucleus. Gene Ontology annotation, biological process: mitotic G2/M transition checkpoint. The record is from RefSeq and is a predicted model, not a curated record. The transcript has a single exon. The coding region runs from base 89 to 952 and encodes 287 amino acids. NCBI's taxonomy places the organism in Eukaryota, Metazoa, Chordata, Mammalia, Carnivora, Felidae.
CCUGGCCCUGGCCCUGGCCCUGGCCCUGGACUGCGGGGAAUGGGAGUCCUAGGUCUCUGAGCGCCGCCCCCGCCUCCCUGCCCCCGACAUGGCUCAGGAGAAGAUGGAGCUAGACCUGGAGCUGCCUCCGGGUACUGGCGGGAGCCCGGCGGAGGGCGGCGGCACUAGCGCCGGCGGGGGCCUCAGGAGGUCUAACAGCGCCCCCCUGAUCCACGGCCUCAGUGACACUUCGCCGGUGUUCCAGGCCGAGGCGCCGAGCGCCAGGCGGAACAGCACAACGUUCCCGAACCGCCACGGCCUGCUGCUGCCGGCCUCCCCCGUCCGCAUGCACAGCAGCCGCUUGCACCAGAUCAAACAGGAGGAAGGCAUGGACUUGAUCAACCGAGAGACGGUCCACGAGCGCGAGGUGCAGAACGCAAUGCAGAUAAGCCACUCCUGGGAGGAAAGUUUCAGCCUGAGUGACAACGAUGUGGAGAAGUCCGCCUCCCCGAAGCGCAUCGAUUUCAUUCCGGUGUCACCAGCACCCUCACCCACCCGGGGGAUUGGGAAGCAGUGUUUCUCACCAUCCUUGCAAAGUUUUGUGAGUAGCAAUGGAUUGCCUCCAAGUCCUAUUCCCAGCCCAACGACUCGAUUUACCACCCGGAGAAGCCAGAGUCCCAUCAACUGCAUUAGACCAAGCGUUCUUGGACCAUUGAAAAGAAAAUGUGAAAUGGAAACUGAGUAUCAGCCAAAGAGAUUUUUCCAGGGCAUCACCAACAUGCUUUCUUCUGACGUUGCACAGCUGUCAGAUCCCGGUGUGUGUGUACCUUCUGAUACCCUUGAUGGAAACAGUAGCAGUGCCGGAUCUUCUUGUAACUCACCAGCGAAAGUCAGCACUACCACCGACUCUCCUGUGUCGCCUGCCCAAGCGGCCUCUCCAUUUAUUCCAGUAGAUGAACUUUCAUCUAAGUGAUUCACCCACCCAUCUGAGACUCGGGGUGUUUUUUUUUGCAAUGGAGAGAAAAAUCAAGUUGGAGCAAGCACUGAACUUUGUCAAUUAAUUUGAGGCUCUUUCCUAUCUGACCCUUUUCCUUUUUUUGGAAUUUCCUGAAAUGUUGUUAUUCUAGAGAACUUUUAUGUCAGGUUCCUGCGGGAUGCCCUUGAAUUCAGUGUAGUAAUAUUUUCAGACGUUUUCCCAAUAAGUGUGUUGAAGCAUACGUCUUUAUGCUGCUAAUAUGUUUAAAUACAUAUGUUAUCCCUUGAUUUUUUAAAAUAAUUGAGAGCUCUAUUUAUUUAUGGGAUUAAGUUCUGAUGCAAAUAUAAAUGUUGAAUUAAUCAGCAUAGUAAACUGAUGUUUUAGAAUUCCAUAUUUCAUGCCCACACUAAUUUUUAAUAUUACUUUUCAGUGAUUGCUGAUUUCUAUUUGAAGAAUAACUUACGUAUUUACAGCAGUUUUUUAAAAAGAAUGUUAGUUAUAACACAUCAACCCAGUGGUGUCUCUUUUACCCAGGAGUCCUUGGAUAUUUAAUUUUCUGGGUACAUAAGUGGCUGGGAGGGGGAAUGAUGAGCAAAAUAUAAAAGCUUGCAACAAGUCUUUUAAAAUUAUAUAAUAGUAAACAUUUAAGAAAAGCAUUUUCUAAUGAAAUUUUAAUGGAAAUUCUAAUUAGUCAUGCAAAUAUCGCUACAGAAAGGUUAAAAAAAAAUUUUUUUUUUUUUUUUUUUAGACCAGAAAGUGCAUUCUCUCGGGUAUAAUCCUGAAGUGACACGGGCCAGUGCCUUGCAGUCUCAGCCCACUGUACAUAGGCUGAGACCAGGUUCUUUUACCACUGCAAACUUAAAAGUUUUUCAAACAUAGACAAUGUGGGAAGCUCUGUUGGACUUCACCAGGGUCCCCAGGCAGAUAAAAGUCUCUCGUUGAUUGACACGCUUUAAAAUAUCCAGUUGUGCCUCAGUGAAAAUCCUUGCCACCAAGGAGCCAGAGCAACUUUUGGCCACCUUUCUGUCCUGCCCAUCUGUCACCUUCCGGGUUUUCCCUGGCUCAGGAGGGAAGCAGCUGUUUCCUUGCCAACAGGUCCUUCCCCCCCCCCCCCCCCACCUCCCAACGAACUAGGGCAUCAUCGGUUAGACAGAGGUACAGUGUAACUUGGAUUUCUGACAGUGAGCAACCACAGAAGUGUGGAGUCAUGUCAGGAACCUCUAGUUAAAGCUGUAGCUGGAGUCGACUGCCUUGGGAUUGCCGAUUGAUUCAGGGUCAGUGACGUGCAAGAGAAAAAUCAGUGGAGGGUCACGUAGGUAAAUCAUUGCUUAACUUAGGUUUCGUUUAGGUAGAGUUCUGAAAUGUUCUUUUCCUUGCCUUGUUACAACUAAGACAAAAUACGGAAAUAUUUAAUAACAAACGUUUCUAUAUUCUACUUCCUAUAUCUUCCUUUACUGGAUAGAUAGAAAGAAUGGCAGCAAAAGGAGAAGGGGAAAAAAUAAAAGAGAGGCCAAUACAAAAAGCUCCGACUUUCUUUAAGUUAACUGCUUACAGAGACUUAACGAUUGUGUGGAAUUUUUACAGCUAUGAGAAUAAAUGGAACUGGUCAACUUUUGAAA